AUGAUGGUAUGGAUAACAUGGACGUUUACUACAGUCGCCGCAGGACUUUUUGCAAUUCUGGUAUUCCAAAGGAUGACUUACCCAUUCUUUUGGGAGGAUUUUAUUUAUUACCUAAACCUUCGGAAGGUUGGAAAGGCGUUGAAGUCUCGUAUGCAGAGAGGAGUCAUCACUUACCUCGACAGCUUUCUUUAUCAGGCAAAGAAGACGCCUGACAAGGCUUUCAUAGUGUUUGACAGUCAAACGCUCACUUACCAGGACGUUGAUAAAAGAAGCAACCAAUUCGCGAAAGUAUUCAGAACAGAAGGUGGCUUGAAGAAGGGUGAUAUUGUAGCGCUACUGAUGAGCAACGAGCCUGAUUUUAUUUGUGUGUGGUUUGGACUCAGUAAACUGGGCUGCGAGGUCGCCUUCCUUAAUUUCAAUAUCAAAUCCAAAUCGCUCCUAUAUUGUUUUGAAAGUUGUGGAGCGAAAUCACUCGUCGUAGGCGCAGGUAUUUAUUGCUGUCAAUUAAGAAUGUUACGUAUUUGACUUUAUGUCUUCUUGCAUAUUCAGAAUAUGUAACAAGCUCAAACCUGUGCACGACUUUGACAUGUUGAAUCACGUUCACAUUUGAGUGCCAUAACUUCAUAUUAGGAGAGGAAACGUUGUAAUAAAGCUGCAUGGUUUUAUGUAGGGUAUAUUUCGCAACUGCGUUGUCACUGGUGGUUGUAAAUAGAUUGUUUUAUAAUAAUGAGGGUGAUACUGGAUUCCGAUGGUCAACGUAGGCUGUUAUCAAACACCUGUAGACAUGUAGGGACACCGUUAGUAUACAUACCCCCAUCUCCUGAAUGUGAAACGGAUCUAAAUAGCAUUUAAUGGACAAUGAUUUAUAUUGAAUAAAACCUUUAUUCCCAAUUGAGCACAUAGUAACAUAAAAUAUUAUUAUUUUACUCCGACAAAUUUAGAUGUACAGAUUUACAGUUAGUUAAUUGCGAGAGGCCAAAGUUCUUCUGAGCAUUGCAAAGGAUAGCUAGGUUAAGAAGAAACGCAUGCCUCUUCUAUGCACGUGUUUCUACUCACAGUAUCAAAACACUUACAAGUGUAAACUGUGCUUAAAAAAUCAGCCACCAUAGCAUGAUGUCAUGCACGUUAUUGCGCAAAUAAGAGAUUGAGAAAUCUCUCUCAGCUUUGCUUAAAUGUACUAUAGUCAAUAUUCUAGUCUUCUUGUUCAAUGGAGGCUUUUCACAUCGUGCACAUUACAUUGUAGAGGACAGUCUCUCUGUGUACUAUAGUCUCACUGUAGGAAUGAAAUAUUUCAAGUGCAUGCACAACUAAGGCCCUUACUCAAUUAAACAGGCUUUAAGUUUGGUUUUCAUAAUGUCUUAUGUGAAAGAGCUUAGGUCUUUGUUUUAGUUAUAACGCCUUAUGUGAACGAGGGUAGGUCUCUGUAUCUUACUUUUGAGUUCAUAUGUUUUUGAUUGUAGCAGCAGGGGGUGUACUGUAUAUUUCCAAAUAGUGCCUUACAUACAAGUAAUCCCCAGAUAGGGGGUUGCAACAUUUUGGUAACAUUCCCAGGCUCUCCAGAAAUCUUGGUUGGAGGAUUCUGGAUUUCCUUCUUAUUCCCUCUGAUAUCGGGAACCUUCUGACCAGGAUUUCUGAAAACAUGGGACUUUUGGUAAACGUUACUGGUAUUUUGCAACCCUACCCCCCAACAUUCACUAUUUAUUUUCUCUCUCUCACACACAGAUUUGGUGAGUUCACUGGGCGAGGUGUUACCCUCCCUUAAGGAGAAUGCCAUUGAGGUGUGGGUCACGGACAUUGGCUGCCCUCACGAAGGGGUCAACACGUUACUGGACAAGGUGGAGCAGGCCUCAGACCUGGCCUUACCUGACUCUCCUAGAGCUGACCUCAUGUCCAACUUCCUGUUCAUCUUCACAUCAGGAACAACCGGUAGUACUCUAUUCUUACAUUUAAUUUUUUUUUAUUUUUUAAAGGUAUUUGUUGAUUUUAUUGAACCGAUAGAGAGAGGAUGUGUCAAAGGGCAGUAGGCCGGAUUCAAACCUAUGCUGAAACGGUAGCCGCAUUACCACAAGACCAACCAGGCCCACAGUAGUACGGUCAACUUCAUAUCAGGAAGAACAGGUAUACAGUCAACUCCAAAAUAUGCUGUCAAUGCUUACACUAAACUAUAGCGCUGGGCGACUAAAAAUGAUGUAGAGAAUGUAUUUCAUUUAUAUAGCUUGGAGUUGGCAUCCAGAGGUGACAGUAACCAUUAUAAAAAAAACUUGAAUUGCUGCGAGGUCAUUACUCCAUAUCUAAAACAUUGGUCUCAAGGCAAAAGGUGAAUGGAUAGGGAUUUGCAUAGAUACGGAAACAAUAGUAUCUAAACCAAAAUCAUUUGCGUGGAUAUCAAUGCAACCGUUUGCAUAAAGACGGAAACUAGCCUACAAAUAUUGUCCGAGAACAUAAGGUGAGAUAACCUAAAUGUCUAUCUGCCAGUACCCUCCAAAAGAGAACUGAGAAGAGAAAAUAGCUACCCUAUUGCACUAGGUUGAAAACACAGUUCUUCCACACUCAAGUCAGCAGCACAUCCAUUAGGCCGGACGGAUUUCUCUCAUUAUUCCAAGCUGGCACCACACGCUCACUUUUAACAGCUCUGUUCAACACCAAUAUAAGGAGGGGUUUUCCUAGCCAACUGGGUUCCCAAGGAGAGUUGUAAUUCACAGUGUCUGAAACAACUUCAUUUUACUGAGAAGGAAAUGUGUUUCAGAUUGAUAUCAAGCUAGCUGUUUCUUCGGCGUCUAGUCCUGGUGAAUUUGUGCUAAAUGUGUAUAAAUGGCUGCCAAUGUCCCUCCUUUACCAGGGCUUUACCAUUACCAGGGCUCUGUGCAGUAGUAAAACAAGACCCACACCCUGUUAAAAGAGACGUUGCUGAACCUUGACCUUUACUGUAGACUUCAUAAAAGAGACAUCAUAGUCCUUAAGGUAAAUUGUAUUUUGGUGUGGACCUAGAAGUCCGAGCGGGACUACCUGGACUUGUACAAUAAGAAAUGCUCAUUUUAGUUUUCCGUUGCAAAAAGCUUUUUUUGUUUUUUUUUAAACACGACAGUUUUUUUGCAGCUUGCAGCUUUGCCACAUUGGAUGAAGCCAAUCUCUUCUGUUCCUGUCCAGAUCAUUAUCAUUUCAGUGUGCUAUAACUGAUUGAGCUACAGUGUGCACGGCAGCUAGCAUAGAGGGUCUGCAGCUAGCAUAGAGGGCCUGCAGCUAGCAUAGAGGGCCUGCAGCUAGCAUAGAGGGCCUGCAGCUAGCAUAGAGGGCCUGCAGCUGGCAUAGAGGGCCUGCAGCUAGCAUAGAGGGCCUGCAGCUAGCAUAGAGGGCCUGCAGCUAGCAUAGAGGGCCUGCAGCUAGCAUAGAGGGCCUGCAGCUGGCAUAGAGGGCCUGCAGCUAGCAUAGAGGGCCUGCAGCUAGCAUAGAGGGCCUGCAGCUAGCAUAGAGGGCCUGCAGCUGGCAUAGUUGGCCUGCAGCUGGCAUAGUUGGCCUGCAGCUAGCAUAGAGGGCCUGCAGCUAGCAUAGAGGGCCUGCAGCUAGCAUAGAGGGCCUGCAGCUAGCAUAGAGGGCCUGCAGCUAGCAUAGAGGGCCUGCAGCUAGCAUAGAGGGCCUGCAGCUAGCAUAGUGGGCCAGCAGCUAGCAUAGUGGUUAGAGCGUUGGGCCUGUAACCGAAAGGUUGCUAGGUCAAAUCCCUGAGCCGAAAGGUGAACAACGCACUUAACUCUAAUUGCUCCAGGGUUGCUGUCAAUAAUGGCUGAUCCCUGGCUGUGACCCCCACUCUCUGUGUCUCAGGGGGACUUGGGAUAUGCAAAAACCACACGCAGUCAAACAGGACAGACAUGUAAGCACCUCCUAUUUGACCUUUGUUCAACCAAUGCUGCAUUCUAUUCUCAUACUUUCAGUCAAGUUUUGUUCAUGCAGAUACAAUAAAAAUAGCUGUUGGUGCUGUGUGCCUCUGGCAGUUAAUAAUAAUAUGCCAUUUAGCAGACGCUUUUAUCCAAAGCAACUUACAGUCAUGUGUGCAUAAAUGUUUAUGUAUGGGUGGUCCCGGGGAUCGAACCCACUACCCUGGCGUUACAAGCGCCAUGCUCUACCGAUUGAGCUACAGAGGACCACAGUUCGAGGGAAAGCUUUACAACUCUUUAGUAGAAAUCAGUGACAAUGUUUAAUGUCACGUGGCUUAUGAGUGAUGUAGUUUCCCAUUGGUACAGAUCUAGGAUCAACUUCCCCUCCCUCAAUCCUAUCCUUAACCAUUAUUGGGGAGAAUGCAAAACUGACCCGAGAUCAGCGUCUAGGAGGCACCUUCACUGUACUCUGUCUUCCAGGACUUCCUAAGGCAGCCCGGGUGGGACAUCUCAAAGCCGUCAUGUGCAUGGCCUUCCUUGGGCUAUGCGGAGCCCGUUCGGAUGACAACAUUUACAUCACUCUGCCCCUAUACCACAUGACCGCCUCUCUGCUGGGUAUUGGUGGAUGCAUACAGCUUGGUGAGGGAUGCAUUUCAAUACGUUAUUUCUCCUGAUACAGGAUGCGACAGCUUGGGGUUGUCGUGACAAUUCACACUAAACAGGACUGAAAAUAAUUGAAUUGAAUUGAGACCGGGAAACUGUACUGCACUUAAAUAGAGGUCCCUUAGCAGAGGUUGACUGUACCCGAAGCAGAGGUUGUGUCACUAAUUCAGUAGACUACAGUGCAUACGCAGAGUAACAAACUGCACCUAUUAUAGCUUCCAUAACAGACAUGGGUUCAGAUACUGAACUUGUUCAACUGUUUGCUUUAGCCUGCCUGAAUUGCCAGGUGGAUGGGGUUUGUACUUUUGAGACUUUUCUAUUGGUUCCAUUGCAGUCGACAAGUUCAAUCAGUCACAUAUAUAUAUUUUUAAAUAGUAUUUUAACCCAGGUCGGCUCCCCAUAUCUGUUGCCACAUACACAUUAGCGUACAGAGCAGUGGCUACCAAAUUACAGGCCUCUUCCUGCUGUUCCUUCCUACUGUUUGGCUGGGUUGCCUGCUAGCUCCUCCCAUGUCAUGACUUCAAAACAAUGUUUUCUGUUUUGUCAGGAGGGUCACAAGAGAGCGCAGUCCAAAAAAGUUCUGAGUUCUAGAACCAAAGGAAGUCAGGAACUACCCCGGUCAAGGUUUCCAAUGUGUUACUGGAUUCCUAUUUUUUUUCAACGGGAUUCGUUCGACUGGUUCCCAGCUAGCUAACUAGAUUCCCCACAGUGUCAUUUUAGCAUGGAGGGAAAAGAUGUGGCAGUGGGAGAAUCUGACUAAAGUCUCACAAUUCCUGGAAGUGCAACCAUACAUACCCAUGUGCUGUAGAUUCCGGGGUUAGGAUGUGGUAGCAGGAAACCAAAAGGAUCAUGGGUGUCCGUAUUGUUAGGAUUAGGCAUUUCAACAUAAUGUCAUAGUCUCAUUUCAACAAUACGAGAUGCAGUGUAGGAAUACUAUAUGUACCAUCCAACUGCCCACCCAAAACAAAGGUCCUAUCAAAGGUAAAGAUAUUUAAUAUGUUAAAUCACAUGAUUUAAGAUGUUAAAACACAUGAUUUAAGAUGUUAAAACACAUGAUUUAAGAUGUUAAAACACAUGAUUUAAGAUGUUAAAAUACAGUCAAUCAGUGUUAGUGGGGAGGUAAUGUCAUCUAAUGUACAAAACUUAAAGUUAAAUAAAUCAACUUUUAUUUUAUUUGUGUUGUCAUAGUGACUGUGAUGUUACUCUAACGGGUAUUUUCUUGGGGUUCUAGGGGCAACGUGCAUAUUGAAAAAUAAGUUUUCUGCCAGUCAAUUUUGGAAAGACUGCGUGAAAUAUAAUGUGACCGUAUUUCAAUACGUCGGCGAGCUCUGUCGCUACCUGGUCAACCAGCCUGUGGUAAGACCUUGUAUUCAUCACUCUGGUUCGUCUUGGGGGUUUUUUCGGGUCACUUUUCAGACGUUAUUCAGUUAAAUGAGUCUCUUGAGUAGGGCCCGAGUGACAAUGGAAUUGACUCUAGCCGUGAACACCACCAUCUGCUAGCCCAGUGCUCUUCAAUCCUGGUCAUGGAGACACCGCUGUGUUUAGUGCUGGGCUAGGACAAAAGCCUGCACACCCUGUGGGUCUUCAGGACAAUGAUUAAAGAACGCCUCAGAUAAAGAGACUACCACUAUAAUAUCACAGUGCACUACUAGUAUAUUGUAGGUCCUACAGGGUAAAACCUCAAGUUGCCUUUACAUUUAAGUAACUACACAGGAAUAACCCGUGUAAAAACAUUUUGUAGUUACAUAACAGCUUUGUAAUUACUCAGUAAUAGAUUGUAUGUUUGCGUAAUAAUAUGUUUUCUGUAGGUCCCUGAGGAAAGGGUCCACAAAGUGCGUGUUGCAGCAGGGAGUGGUCUGAGGGCAGAUGUCUGGAGGGAGUUUGCCAGACGCUUUGGGAAGAUCAAUGUCCGGGAGGCCUACGGUUUAACUGAGGCCAGCAUUGGCUUUGUCAACUACACCAAUGAAAUAGGACCUAUCGGAAGGGCGGGCUAUUUCAACAAGGUCAGGCAUGGUGCACUUUGCUUUGUAGUUAACUGUGUGAAGUUCACAAGGAUAGAAACUAUAAAACUUCCCAGGCCUGCUACACUAGACGCAGAACUUUUGCAGCGCGUGAGAUGCUCCUAUUCAUGUAGCCCUUUCCUGCAGUCAAUGACCGAAAGCACCCUCUUUGGCCUCAUGAGUGGAAUGUUAUUCAUAUUUUUCAAAAUGUCAUCAUAACAAAAUAUUAUUUUAAAAAAAUACGACAAAUCCGGUGUUUCUAUGUCAAACAGUUUUGUUAUAUUUCAGUCUUCUGUGAUUUAUAUAAAGUGUAAUAUUGGGAUGCAUACUCAAAAUUGAAUACAUUUCAACUCUAUAUCUGACAUGGUACAGGUGUCUUCUUUUUUUAAGCCCAUAACCAUGUGUGUGAGGUGUACACUUUUGUUUCAAAGUCGAUUUGUUUUAGACUACCAAUAAUCCCUCUGUGUGACCCUGAUUUAGCCCACUGCAGUAAAAGGUUAAAUUAAACCUGGGCGUAAGCAGCAGCUCUAUGAGAGCUGCAGGCUACUCUGUGUAAAAUUACUCUGGUUAUAUAUAUUUUUUCAUCUACGUGGCUGGCGCACUGCUCUCGCCGGAGAAAAGCUCUGCGGACAGUUUUGCAGCUAAAAACCUACCCCAGGGUCCUACUGUUUACCCCGGGGCCCUACACAGACCUUUUGGGGGACAGGUGCUCAAACUAAAAAAAAAGGGCACAAACUCAUUCAGCAAUUAUAAUUUAGAUUAUUUAGUUACAUAAAAGCAAUAGAUGGCCCCAUGUUAAUUAAAUUACACAUAUUACAGUGGGUUCAGAACAAUGACAAAAACUAUAUACUUCAGCGAAUGGAAGGGCAAAGGGGCAUGUGCUCUGCCCCGGGGGCCUGAUUUUCCACACGCCCCAGUGUAGCUCCCCCUGUCAUUGAGCCGUUGAGAAACUCAAUCGUUUUGCUAAAUGAUCAGGAACCAGAUGUACGCGUGUGCACAGCCUUCUUUGGUUGCUCCAAAUAAAAAGCACACAUACUGAAUCAGAUGUAUUCUGUUCUACUUGCAUGUUUUAUAGAAAUCAACUAAUGUGAUGUACAAGUGUGUGCUCUGUGUUGUGAUAGGUCUUCCUAGUGUGUUGUUGUGUUAAAGUAAGGUCUCAUGUGUGUGUUGUGUCAUGCUGCCGUUGUAGUUGUGUAUAGGUCUCUGUGUAGUUGUGGUAAGGAGCGGUUCUGGUGUUGUGUUUGUGUGUUAUAGGUCUCUUGGGAGUGUAUAGGUCUCUGUGUGUGUGUAUAGUCUCUCUUGUGUUAGUCCUUUGGUGUGUACGUGUAUAGGUUCUCUGUGUGUGUGGUGUGUGUGUAUAGGUCUCUGUGUGUGUGUAUAGGUCUCUGUGUGUGUGUGUGUGUAUAGGUCUCUGUGUGUGUGAUGGGUCUCUGUUGUGUGGAUAGGUCUCUGUGUGUUAGGUCUCUGUGUGUGUGUAUGGUUGUGUGUGUGUAUAGGUCUCUGUGUGUGUUGUUUAUAGGUCUCUGUGUGUGUGUGUGUUAUAGGUCUCUGGUGUGUGUGUAUAGUGGGGUAUAGGUCUCGUGUGUGUGUGUGUGUGUGUGUAUAGGUCUGUGGUGUGUGUGUGUGGUAUAGGUCUCUGUGUGUGUGUUGUGUGUGUGUGUUGUGUGUGUGUAUAGGUCUCUGUGUGUUAUAGUCUCGUGUGUGUUGAUGGUCUCUGUGUGUGUGUUGUAUAGGUCCUCUGUGGUGUGUAUAGGUCUCUGUGUGUGUGUAUAGGUCUCUGUGUGGUGUGUAUAGGUCUCUGUGUGUGUAUAGGUCUCUGUGUGUGUGUGUAUAGGUCUGUGUGUGUGUGUGUGUGUAUAGGUCUCUCUGUGUGUUGUAUAGGGUCUCUGUGUUGUGUGUGUUAUAGGUCUCUGUGUGUUGUAUAGGUCUUGUGUGUGUGUGUGUAUAGGUCUCUGUGUGUUGUGUGUGUGUGUAUAGGUCUCUGUGUGGUGUGUGUAUAGGUCUCUGUGUGUGUGUAGUUUGUGUUAUAGGUCUCUGGUGUGUGUUGUGUGUGUUUAUAGGUCUCUUUGUGUGUGUGUGUGUGUAUAGGUCUCUGUGUGUGUGUGUUAUAGGUCUCUGUGUGGUGUGUAUAGGUCUCUGUGUGUGUGUGUGUAUAGGUCUCUGUGUGUGUUGUGUUUAUGGUCUUCUGUGUGUGUGUGUGUAUAGGUCUCUGUGUGUGUGUGUGUGUGUAUAGGUCUCUCUGUGUGGUGGUGUGGUGUUAUAGGUCUCUUGUGUGUGUGUGUUUAUAGGUCUCUGUGUGUGUAUAGGUCUCUGUGUGUGUGUGUGUAUAGGUCUCUGUGUGUGUGUUUGUGGUGUAUAUGUCUCUGUGUGUGUGUGUAUAGGUCUCUGUGUGUGUGUGUGUGUGUAUAGGUCUCUGUGUGUGUGUGUAUAGGUCUCUGUGUGUGUGUUUAUAGGUCUCUCUGUGUGUGUGUGUGUGUGUAUAGGUCUCUGUGUGUGUGUGUGUGUGUAUAGGUCUCUGUGUGUGUGUGUAUAGGUCUCUGUGUGUGUGUUUAUAGGUCUCUCUGUGUGUGUGUGUGUGUGUAUAGGUCUCUGUGUGUGUGUGUGUGUGUGUGUGUAUAGGUCUCUGUGUGUGUGUGUAUAGGUCUCUGUGUGUGUGUAUAUAGGUCUCUGUGUGUGUGUGUAUAGGUCUCUGUGUGUGUGUGUAUAGGUCUCUCUCUGUGUGUGUGUGUGUGUGUAUAGGUCUCUGUGUGUGUGUGUAUAGGUCUCUGUGUGUGUGUGUGUAUAGGUCUCUGUGUGUGUGUGUAUAGGUCUCUGUGUGUGUGUAUAGGUCUGUGUGUGUGUGUAUAGGUCUCUGUGUGUGUGUGUAUAGGUCUGUGUGUGUGUGUGUGUGUAUAGGUCUGUGUGUGUGUGUGUGUGUGUAUAGGUCUCUGUGUGUGUGUGUGUGUGUAUAGGUCUCUGUGUGUAUGUGUGUGUAUAGGUCUCUCUGUGUGUGUGUGUGUGUAUAGGUCUCUGUGUGUGUGUGUGUGUAUAGGUCUCUCUGUGUGUGUGUGUGUAGGUCUCUGUGUGUAUCGGUCUCCUAUUCUAUUUAGCUGCACUUUAAUCAAAAAAUUAAGCCUUUCUUUUAUUUAACUGAAAUGGAUUCUUUCUAUCUCCAUCUUCUCCACUUUGUCUCGUUGUCCUGCAGCUUAAUAUGCCCUUUGAGUUCUUGAGUUGUGAUCCCCAAACAUAUGAGCCCAUACGGACCGCCGCAGGACGAUGUGUCAAAGCAAAUAAAGGUAAGCAAAGGUUUAUAAAAUAGGAUAAUUUCCGAUGAUGGCUGUCAUGCACUAUUUGACUUACAGCGUCAUAGAAUUGCAUUGAUGUUUGUGUGUGUGUGUGUCUGCAUAAAUGCAUGUCUGAUUGACUGGGGUUUGAACCAAGAUCUCCUGCACUCCGCUAUACUGUGUUAUCCCACUGAGCUAAAGGCUCGGGAUGAGUUCGGGGAGUCUUCAGAUCUUAGGCAGGCUUACUCAUUCACCAACCAAACCGCCUACAUAAAGUGCAUUCCAUUUCUAAACGGUAAAACAGAUAUGUAUGAAAAAUACCCUCAAAUAAAAGGUUACGUUCUGUACUGUCGCCUCAUAUAAAACCUGCCUGUUUGUGUCUGCAGGAGAGACUGGCAUCCUGGUGGCCCCGGUGUCGGCCAUGAAUCCUUUCCUGGGGUACGCUGGGAAUAAGAUUCAGUCAGAGAAGAAGCUCCUCAGGGACGUGUUCAAGGAGGGAGACGUGUACUUUAACACAGGAGACCUCAUGCUCCAGGACCACAGAGACUUUGUCUACUUCCGUGACCGUAUCGGAGAUACCUUCAGGUAAAGUGGAAGUAGCCUAUGCAGUAUUUCUCAACUGAUUUUAAAGGGAUAGUUCAGUGCUUAUCAGACCUGGAUUCAAAGUACUUGUUUUCUUUCAAAUAUUUUGAAUGUUGGAUUGACCUUUUGGUAAUAUUAUUAUGAUUUAUUGCAUUAAUUCCAUUGCGCCAGUAUUUGAAAGAAAACAAAACUGUUUGAUUGCUGGUGCAUACACUCCCCUUAUGUACACUGUGUGAACAAUUAUUAGGAAAGUCAAUAUUUUGACCAUAUCAUCAUUAUUAUGUAUAUUUCCCAACUCCAAGCUGUAUAAACUGGAACGCUUAUUGGAUUUAAGCAUAUCAGGUGAUGUGUAUUUGUGUAAUGAGGGAGGGUGUGGCCUAAGGAGAUCAACACCCUAUAUCAAGGUGUGCAUAAUUAUUAGGCAGCUUCUUUUCCUCAAGCAAAAUGUGCCAAGAAAGAGAUUUAACUGACUCUGAAAAGUCAGAAAUUGUAAAUAGUAUUUCAGAGGGAUGCAGCACUCUUGAAAUUGCUAGGAUAUUGGGGCGUGAUCACAGAACCAUCAAACGUUUUGUUGCAAAUAGUCAACAGGGUCACAAGAACCGUGUUGAGAAAAAAAAUAUGCUAAUUAACUGCCAAAGAUUUGAGAAGAAUCAAACGUGAAGCAACCAGGAACCCAUUAUCCUCCAGUGCUGUCAUAUUCCAGAACUGCAACCUACCUGGAGUGCCCAGAAGUACAAGGUGUUCAGUGCUCAGAGACAGGGCCAAGGUAAGGAAGGCUGAAACCCGACCACCACUGAACAAGACACAUAAGUUGAAACGUCAAGACUGGGCCAAGAAAUAUCUGAAGACAGAUUUUUCAAAGGUUUUAUGGACUGAUGAGAUGAGAGUGACUCUUAACGGACCAGAUGGAUGGGCCCGUGGCUGGAUCAGUAACAGGCACGGAGCUCCACUUUGACUCAGACGCCAGCAAGAUGGAGGUGGGGUACUGGUAUGGGCUGGUAUUAUUAAAGAUGAGCUAGUUGGACCUUUUCGGGUUGAAGAUGGACUCAAACUCAACUCCCAAACCUACUGCCAGUUUUUAGAAGACACUUUCUUCAGGCAGUGGUACAGGAAAAAGUCUGCGUCUUUCAAGAAGACCAUGAUUUUUAUGCAGGACAAUGCUCCAUCGCAUGCAUCUAAGUACUCCACUGCGUGGCUAGCCAGUAAAGGCCUUAAAGAUGAAAGAAUAAUGACAUGGCCCCCUUCCUCACCUGACCUAAACCCUAUUGAGAACUUGUGGUCCCUUCUUAAACGGUCAAUUUACGGUGAAGGAAAACAUUACACCUCUCUGACCAGUGUCUGGGAGGCUGUGUUUGCUGCUGCAUAAAAAGUUGAUCGUCAACAGAUCCAUGGAUGGAAGGCUUAUGACUGUUAUUGAAAAGAAGGGUGGCUAUAUUGGUCACUGAUUCUUUUUUGAAAUGUCAGAAAUGUUUAUUUGUAAAUUUUGAGUUGUUUAUUAUUCUCACUUUAACAGAUGAAAAUAAACAUGUGAGAUGGGGGAACUUUUCGUUUUUCAUUUAGUUGCAUAAUAAUUCUGCACACUAAUAGUUGCCCAAUAAUUGUGCACACAUAGAUAUUCUCCAAAGAAAGCCAAAACCUCGCAUUUACUUUCUUAAAUAUUCAGGUUUGAGGUUUAUUAACACUUUGGAUUGACUGAGAGCACUGCAGUUGUUCAAUAAUACAAUUAAUCCUCAAACAUACAACUUGCCUAAUAAUUGUGCGCACAGUGUAUUUAUUUGGUUAGUGAAGCUAAAACUUUUAAUUUGGCUCUAUACUCCAGCAUUUUGGAUUUGAGAUCAAAUGUUUUAUAUGAGGCGACAGUACAGAAUGUCACCUUUUUAUUUGAGGGUAUUUUCAUAUACAUCAGUUUGUUUUGGUUGUAUUUCAGAUUAUUUUGUGCCCAAUCGAAAUGAAUGGUAAGUAAUGUCAUGUGUAACUUUCUCACUCAUCAUUAUUCACGAUUCAUUCGUGAUUAUCCGUAAUCAUGGUAGCAUCCACAUUAAUGUAGAAGUGUUUAGAAAGAUAUUCUAUUCUUAUUUACAACAAAAGUGACUCCAAAAUGACACACUACAUUAUUUACCAUUCAUUUCUAUUGGACACAAUAUAAUCUGAAACACAACCAAAACAAACAGCAAAUGCAUCCAACAUAUUUGUGACUAGAUACAUCAAGUGCAUUCAUUUCUAAACGGUAAAACAGGUGACAGCACAGAAGGUGACAUUCUGUGCUGUCACCUCAUAUGAAACAUUUUAUCUAAAAUCCGAAAUGCUGGAGUAUAGAGCCAAUUUUAAAGUUGUAGCUUCACUGUCCAAAUAAAUACGUGGGGGGACUGUGUAUCUUCUCAAUACAUUUUGAGGUUGAGGUGUAAACAGUAUAUCUAGGCAACCAAUGGUGUGGGAUGUAGCCACAUCUCCAACAUAAGAUCAUGUACGAGUUUCCCAAAAAAAUUUUGGGGGACAAACAUUACUUUAAACAUUUUGUUUGCAAAUCAUUUACUGAACUCUGUCUUCCAGUAGUCAUACUGCAUAAUCAACAGGUAAUAUUGUAUCUCUUUGUAGGACCCCUUUGCAUUAGGAAUACAGAAGUUGUUGCAGAUUGCCAGGAGUUUUAAUGAGUAGUUAGGAUAUUUGCCUUGAAUGAUGAAGGAAUCUAGCCCGGGUAUCAGACUGUUCAACAAGGCUACAUUGUUGCUAUGGCAAGACAUUGACUCGUUCGCUAAAGCAGAAACAGACUGGCAACCAGGGGGCCUCCCUAGUGACGCAGCGGUCUAAGGCACUGCAUCGCAGUGCUUGAGGCGUCACUACAGGUCGCCAGUUGUACAGGGUUUCCUCCGACACAUUGGUGCGGCUGGCUUCCGGGUUAAGCGAGCAGUGUGGCUUGGCAGGGUCGUGUUUCGGAGGACGCAUGGCUCUCGACCUUCUCCUCUCCCUAGUCCAUACUGGAGUUGCAGCGAUGGGACAAGACUGUAACUACCAAAUUGGAUAUCACGAAAAAGGGGUAAAAAAAAUGCAAGUAACCCGGCUUAAAAGAGUCCGACUAUUACAGUAUCUGUCAUUUACCUUUUUACAUAUGUGACAUCCCCAUGAGUCAUUCCUCAUUUCGUUUUCCUUUCCCAUGCGGUCAGCACGGGCCAUCCCCCUCUGCUGUUUCUCUCCAUUUAAGCCUUCAAUUGCUCAGGCAUUCAUCACAAUGGCAGCACGGUGUCCCUGUUGUUCCUAGCAGCAGUCGUGAGCUCCUGAAGAGAACCAGGCACCCUUUCUCCCCUCCCUACUUUCCAGACUGGGUUCAAAUACUAUUUGAAAUCAUUUAAAAUACGAAAGCCAGGCUUAAUUGAGCUUGCCUGACCCAAUGGAACCAAUAGACUAACCGCAAAGUGCAAACUCCGAUCAUCUGGCUCUCAAGGCAGUCGAAGGCAAACGCUUCAAAGUAUUUUUAAAGAUUCCUAAUGGUUUUUGAACCCAGGUCUGUCCCUCUACUCCUACGCUUUAACUCUUUGCCAUUUUGGCGGACGCUCCGGCUUGACCCUAAUCCAAGUUGGCAGAACAGUGGCCAAGGGAAAGGCCCCUCUUCCCCCAUUCCACGUCCAACUACCCCUACCAUUCCACGGUCCAUUCACAAAAUCUAGCAGAGUGACGCAAGGCCCUUCUCCAAGAGCGGACGAGGGGGAAUGCCUUUCAACCAGACCUGGAUUCAAAUGCUAUUUGAAAUCUUUCAAAUACUUUGAGCAUUUGCUUUAGCCUGCCUGGAGGGCCAGGUGGGAGGGGUUUGCAGUUUGGGGGAAUUUUCUAUUGAUUCCAUUGCAGUCUGCAAGCUCAAUCAAGCACAUAUACAGUAUUUUAAAUUAUUUCAAAUAGUCUUUGAACCCCGGUCUGCUGUAAAGUUCAGAGUGCUACACUCCACUUAAAAUCAAGUGCCCCCACCUCCCUCAUCCCCCACCUCCCUCAUCCCCCAUUCCUGAUGCCACAUUUCCCGGAGGGGGUCCGACCCAGGGGCUUCAUGGGAAGUGGUUACCAUGGUUAGAGGGACAAGAGGCUUGUUAGGGGGCAGGUCAAAAGCUUCUGCCGGGUGAAGUGUUUCGGGGAGCGUCCCCGUGUCACAAUGCCAUCGCUUGUCUCCCCGUCCCUCAGCGCAUUGGCAGGGUUUGGAGUACUGCCCGAGUACCCAAGUAUGACGCAGGACUGGGCAAUGGUCCACAUAACUGCUUUGUUGCGCUACCUUGAAGACUGCAAGUCUUUUGGGAUUGUGGUGUACUGCAUGUGUGUACGUUUGUGCCUGCUGUCUCCCCCCCCCCCCAAGCAAUUGCAUAGUAUUUGUCUGUCAAAAUAAUGCAGAGAAUUGGGACGUUAAGUUUCUUAACCUCUAAAAUAAUAAUUUACAAUCAGAAUAUUUUAAAGUGAAUAGCGUGGUAAUAUGAAUAGCUGGAAUCUUUAAAUGUAUUUAAGAAGGCAUACAGUAUUACGGACUUUACUCAGUUAAAUUGUAUUAAAGGGAUAGUCCACCAAAAUGUUUCCAUACCUUGAAGGUAAUCAUUUAACUUAGUGACAAUAUUUCCAAUAUAUUUGAGAUUGAGGCCUGAUAGAUGUCAUGGAAUAUGGACUUAAUGAAGGUAUGAAGAACUUUAGAUGAUUAUUAUUUAAACUUUUUUACUUUUUUACCCCCAAUUGGUAGUUACAGUCUUGUCCCAUUGCUGCAGCUCCUGUACAGACUCGGGAGAGGCGAAGGUCGAGAGCCACGCGUCCUCCGAAACACGGCCCUGCCAAGCCGCACUGCUUCUUGACACACUGCUCGCUUAACCUGGAAGCCAGCCGCACCAAUGUGUCGGAGGAAACACUGUACAACUGGCGACCGUGUCAGCUUGCAGGCGACCGGCCCGCCACAAGAGUCGCUAGAGCGCGAUGGGACAAGGACAUCCCGGCCCGGCCAAACCCUCCCCUAACCCGGACGACGCUGGGCCAAUUGUGCGCCACCUCAUGGGUCUCCCGGUCGCGGCUGGCUGCGACACAGCCCGGGAUCGAACCCGGAUCUGUAGUGACGCCUCAAGCACUGCCUUAGAUUCAGUGCCUUAGACCGCUGUGCCACUCGGGAGGCCAUUUUUGAUUCUUCUAAAAUCAGGUGAAUUCUCUGUUAGUUCAUCAUAACUGGAGAUUUGCGUUUAAAUGGGAGGUACAGCUCACCCUGUGGAAGAUCAUUUAAAUGGGAGGUACAGCUCACCCUGUGGAAGAUCAUGCUUUGGCAUACAGUAUGGUACAGUGGAAGGUGAAUUAUGGGUAACACCUUUUGAUUCACCUUUUUAUAACGCAUUAUGAAUGCACUUUUAGUAAAACACUUUUAGUGCAUUGUAAGACCUUGCUAUAAACAUUCAUAACAGCUCACAGCUCAUUUUAGCAGCCUUUAUAAAUGGCUAAAGGCUACAGGUCCAUGCGUAAUGCAUUAAACACAGGUGGUGAUAUGAAUAAAACAUGCUAUAAGCAUUCAUUUCUAGCUCAUGGUUCUUUUAUAAGAGAUUCAUACAUUUCUGUCAUGUGUUUAUAAUGCAUGGCAAAAAUGUGGCUCUAAGAACGUGUUACUGAAUUAUUUUGAUAUUUUUUGAUAAUGCAAAAUCUGCAUGGAUGUCUAAUGGUCUUACUCUUAGCUAGCUGAAAUCACUUACAUGCUUUCAGGGUGAGGUUUGCUUUCACCUCAACUCCUGUCUCUGACUGAGCACUCGUGUGUCUCUGACUGAGCACUCGUGUGUCUCUGACUGAGCACUCGUGUGUCUCUGACUGAGCAUUCGUGUGUCUCUGACUGAGCACUCGUGUGUCUCUCUGACUGAGCACUCGUGUCUCUCUGACUGAGCACUCGUGUGUCUCUGACUGAGCAUUCGUGUGUCUCUGACUGAGCACUCGUGUGUCUCUCUGACUGAGCACUCGUGUCUCUCUGACUGAGCACUCGUGUGUCUCUGACUGAGCACUCGUGUGUCUCUGACUGAGCACUCGUGUGUCUCUCUGACUGAGCACUCGUGUGUCUCUCUGACUGAGCACUCGUGUCUCUCUGACUGAGCACUCGUGUCUCUCUGACUGAGCACUCGUGUGUCUCUGACUGAGCACUCGUGUCUCUCUGACUGAGCACUCGUGUGUCUCUGACUGAGCACUCGUGUGUCUCUGACUGAGCACUCGUGUGUCUCUGACUGAGCACUCGUGUGUCUCUGACUGAGCACUCGUGUCUCUCUGACUGAGCACUCGUGUGUCUCUGACUGAGCACUCGUGUGUCUUUCAGUUGAGGCUGCUUGCAGUUGAACCCAGUAUCUACUUACACGUUUCUGCCAUCUAGUGUUUAACAUAGGACAGGCUGAAAGGACUAUGACUUGUAAAUAUGUUAUUUGAUUAAAUGUAUUGUUGCACAAAUCUAGGUAAAUAAUUCAAUCUAUUCAUUAGAUUAAUAUAUAAAAUGUCCUUAUUGUUACCUCCCCAAAAGGUUAGAUGAAUAAAUGUCGACCCCUAUCUAAUAAAUAAUUAUGCUAGCACUCUCACUCACUCAUUCCCAUCAUGCUGUCUGUUGCAUAGCUAGCAUUCAAGACACCAACAAAAAUGUGCUGAAUAUUUCUGUAUAUCGUAAAUUAAACAACAGAUUUCUUCCUCCUAGGUGGAAAGGAGAGAAUGUGGCCACCACAGAAGUUUCAGAGAUUCUCGGAAGUCUGGAGUUCCUGCAGGAAGUGAACGUCUAUGGUGUCACUGUGCCAGGUCAUCAACGUCCUUUCUGACAUCAUUAAUACGUAUAUGGUGUCACUGUGCCAAAUCAUCAUAGUAUUUGCUGACAUCUUUAAUACAAAUAAAUGGAUUAUGGUAAUUCAUUAUUUUAUGGGGCAGAGCAAUAUUGGAUAAGAGCGUCUGCUAAAUGACGUAAAUGUAAAAAAAAUGUAAAUGUUGAAAAUAUUUGCCUAUAUAACUUCAGUUUAGUAGAAUCAUUAUUAUAGAACCAUUUUAGCACCUUUUUUUGGCAAAUGAAUAUGCAGGCCAAAAUGUCUUACUACAAAAUAUUAUACGGCAGCAGCUAGCCUAGCGGCUAAUAGCAUUGGGCCAGUAACCGAAAGGUUGCUAGUUUGAAUCCCAGAGCUGACUAGGUAAAACAAUCUGUCAACGUGCCCUUAAGCAAAGCACUUAACCCUGGUUCCUCCUGGAAGUUGCUAAAUUAUGUAAAUGUUUAUCUGACUCUCGGGUUCAUAAUUUUUUUUUAAACCUUUAUUUAACUAGGCAUGUCAGUUAAGAACAAAUUCUUAUUUACAAUGACGGCCUACACCUGCCAAACCCGGACGACGCUGGGCCAAUUGUGCGCCGCCCUAUGGGACUCCCAAUCACGGCCGGUUGUGAUACAGCCUGGAAUCGAACCAGGGGGUCUGUAGUGACUCCUCAAGCACUGAGAUGCAGUGCCUUAGACCGCUGCGCCACUCGGGAGCCCGUACAUGCUUAGUACCCCCGUCUUUCAAUGCAAUGCAAACCGCAUGAUAUGCGUUAUACUUGCAUAUAACGUUACCUAAUUAGUUUUGUAAAAUUGCCUCGGCCCACACUGUGUCAACUGUACUGAUUGGUGAAGAUAGGAUCACAUUACAUUUUGGUGAAAUACAUUAAAACAACAUGUAUGUGACAUUAGAAGUAGCCUUGCACGACCUCAUAGGAGGAAGCUUGAUGUACAGGUACACCCCCAGGACUCCAGUCUAUCACAGGGCCUUACCCACAAUCCAUCUCCUUAAUGCUGAGUGCCAAGCAGAGACACAGGUCCCAUUUUUACAGUCUUUGGUAUGACUCAGUCAGGGCUCAAGCUCCCAAUCUCAGGGCAGACACCCUAACCACAAGUCCACUGAGUUGGCAUGUAACAUCAUCCUUACUGUUUCUAUACAGGUUAUGAAGGCAGAGCGGGUAUGGCAGCCGUCGUCUUAAAGAUAGACAAACAUCUGGAUGGUAAAAAACUCUACAACCAUUUGGUCCAAAGUCUCCCCACCUACUCAUGGCCCUGGUUUCUACGGAUCCAGGUGAGACAAUCCUGAAACCACACGUGUCCGUUCAGGGUAAAAUUCACCCACGCAAAACUGAAACUUAUUUUUAAAAGUAAUGAGCGAUUUAUACAUAAUGUAAAUAUACGGCGGUACUGGAGUGUAGUGCUGUAUAUUAAUAAAUCGAUGAAAUAGUUUGUUCUUGUCUUUGCAGAAACCUUAUUAAAACUAUGCUAUGCAUUCAAUACAAUAACCUUUUAAAGGGAUAGUUUAAAACAUUCACAAUAAAAAGAAAGAUCCAUUCAACUCCCUUUGUAUAUCACGUAGAGCAUUUACAAUUUAACCCCCCUGACCCUUUUCAACAUAAACUCUGUCCUUUGUCUUCCCGAAGACAUCCAUAGAUGUGACCGAGACCUUCAAGCAGCAGAAGAAGAAGUUGGUGCAGGAGGGCUUCAGCCCUGAGGCCGUCCAGGAGUCCCUGUAUUUCUUGGACCUAUCCCAGAGAGACUACGUCCCACUUACUCAGUCUCUGCAUGAUGACAUUGUCUCCGGAAAGAUACGCCUCUAG
This is a messenger RNA of Coregonus sp. 'balchen', 18948 nucleotides long. NCBI's taxonomy places the organism in Eukaryota, Metazoa, Chordata, Actinopteri, Salmoniformes, Salmonidae. The record is from the annotation of a GenBank genome assembly.